Molecule: messenger RNA, 909 nt
Organism: Dermatophagoides farinae (American house dust mite)
Lineage: Eukaryota; Metazoa; Arthropoda; Arachnida; Sarcoptiformes; Pyroglyphidae
Source: RefSeq, a predicted model, not a curated record
AAUAUUUGGAUGGCAAAAAAUUGGAUAUUUAUGUUUCGCAUAUCAACAAACAAACAUCAUUCUUUCAUAUAUCAAUAUUCUAAAUAUAGAGAUUUUUAUUUCAUUAAUUUAAUUACAUCAAAUCAUUUUCAGUGUGUGUGUGUGUAAAUAUUCAUAUGACUUAUGCUAAUAUGAAAAAGAAAUAUCCGUAAUAUAUCUCUUGUCCCGUGUAAAUAAUAAUAAUUACAUACAUGAAUAGUGAAUUAACGUCAACAACGUUUAUAUGAUAAACAUCGGAAAUGAAUCUUUCGUUACUUUUUCACAAAAGACGCAGGUGUCGGUGUGGAAUUCUACUGUUGAUAAAUGCCUAUAAAUAUCGGACAUUAUUUUCUGGCCUGUUUGGAUUUUUAUUUUUCGGCUAAACCAAAACGUUUUGUUCAUUUUUUAUCAUCAACAUAAUAAUGAUAAUGGCUACGAAUAAUUAUCAAUCAAUGAUGAUGACAAUUUAUUUUGGUUUGAUUUGUUCAUCGUUUCUAUUCACAUUGAUGGCGGAUGCAUCGCCAUUUUAUGGUAGUUUGAGUGAUAAUGAUGGUGGAAUCAUAUUCACUGGUGUUGGUGGUGAAGAAUUGCCACGAAUCAUUAACAACAAUAAUAAUCCAGAUGUUUUACGCAAAAUUUCAUUUAGUAAGCUCAGAUGAUUAUCUAAAUCCAUCAAUGUUACAUUCAGGGUGGCUUAUACCAUCAUGGCUAAUUGAACAAUCAUUACCAUUAACAUCAUUUAGUCAGAUUAAAAGAGACUUGAGUAAAAAACAUAAAAGUCGAGAUAUAUUACGUGGAUUAGCAGUUAAACGAAAUCAAAUGAUUGAUCCAUCAUCAUCGUCAUCGUCAAUUUAUCCAUCAUCAACACAGACAAAAGGAAAUAAAUAUUAA